UACGAUAUAAUAAUUCUAUUUCAUAAAUUCGUACGUUCAAAACCGAAUAAAAAAUAAUUUAUUUCGCUCGCGAUAUUUUCUCCCAUCGCGAAUAAUUUAUUUAUAAUUUCGAUAUAGUACAAAUUACCACGAAAUUUCCCCUGCGGUAAUAAUGUUCGCUUUUCGAAAAAGUGUCCCGUAUAAGUUUCAAUUUCGUUCAUCUGUCGUGUUCUCUCGGCGACGGUUGAGAACCACUGGCCCCGAACGCAUCGAUUCGGCAACGCCGCGCGUUAUUCCGCAAGCAGCGGCCAUAGCUAGCGCGUGUGUUUUUGUAUUUGCAUCGCGGUGCACCGUGGGCCGGGCGAAAGCCAAGAUGGCGGCAGCCGUGUUUGGCGAACGCGUUUCGAGUGUGUGCUCGGUCUAGACCGCAUAAAUGGCUCGGCCUAAGCGCACAGUACGUUCCCACGCUGUGAUAUACUGAUCCGCACAAUUCGCCAGGUGCUCGAUAUCGUUUGUGUGAUGUCCGUUUGACGAGACACGAACCACGAGAUUCUUAAGGGAGGAAAAAAGUGUCCGUCUCGUGCACCCUGUCACUGUUCAGCACCUUCGACCGCACGCCGAGGAUAAUAUUCGCCGUCGUCGUUCCGCAGAGGUGGUCCGUUCGUCUCGUAUCAUUCGCGAUCGCGAGGACGUCGAUAGAUCUUUUGUCAUGGUGAGUUUUCUUUUUGUUUCCGGUUUUUGUUUUUUUUUUUUCGUUUAUUGUCGUCGCGCGUUAACAAACGUUCGCGGGAGGGCGCGCUUUUUCUCGCGCGACGUUGUAUUUUCUUCCGCGAGAGCAUCCAUCUCUUGGCACGACUAACCUAUAGACGCGAUGUAUACGCACCGUCUCUCUUAUUGUAAUUUCAAAUGACUCACACCGUUCUCCCUCUCUGCGUUCUUUCUCGCCCCCCUCCCUCUCCCUCUUCGCCCCCACCCCUUCCUCCAUCUUCUCCUCCUGCGAGCUGAAUAAAAUACGUCUUUCGAGUAAUAAAUAAUAAAUAGUUCGUUCAACUUCCGAAUUUCGUUCGUUUCGAUCGAAACGAAUUUACAUUGUCAUGAACGUGGAAACACGAAAUUUAAGUACUAUCUGCAACAAAACUCUAAUUACUGUUUUGAGUAAUAUACGUUCGUAGUUAAAUGUAAAUAAAUUGCAACGAUUGUGCAGUGAAUUGCAUCGGGAUUAUUUCGUUUCCAAACUUGAUCCGUUUAAUUGAAUUAUUUCCAUUGUCGCAAUCAUGGAAACAUGAGACCGAUGGUAUUCGCGAUAAAAGCAUUUGAAUUGUUAUUUUAAGUAACGAAUAACUUGGAAAAUAAUUACAAUUGAAUGCAGACAAUUCGUCACUUGUUUCUAUUAAAGUCAUCUACAGUCAGCUAAAAGGGAUAAGGAUGCAAUGAACGAAGACAGUAGCAGCGACGAAGAUGAAGAUCCCGACAAUAUGGGAGUGCCAGGCGGUGGAAAAGAUCUGGCCACUGCUACCGGUAUUGCCAAUAUCAAGGAUGAGAAACCGGCGGAUGCCCCAUCUAAUCUUAUGGUUAAAGGACAAGGGGGGAUAAAUAUGAUGAAUCAGAAGUUUGGUAGUAAAAUUCCUGGAGGAUUGGUAACUAAGACAGGAAUACCUGGUUACGAAGUGGUGCGCGUGGGAGGAUCGCAGGGUGCACCACCUGGUUUUGUCAAUGCGAGUCAGUUGAGUCAACUGGGGCAGUUAGCUGCAGCUGGACCGUACGGUUUUACACCAGGGUUGGCGUCUUUCGCAGGCUUUAAUCCUGCUGCUUUUUUUCCACCGAGCAUGGAUAUGAGCUUGAUGAGUGGUUUUAUGGGUAUGCCUGGAAUGAACAUGGCUGUUAAUCCCCUUGUACAACUGUUAAACCAAAAUGGCUUACAUCCAAACUGGCCAGCUGGGCUGUCAGGUAAAGCUGUGUCUCAGUUGUGGAUGAAUGCUGGAGAUCCUACUAAAAUGACUAUGCAACCUACUUUACCAGAAGAGGAAGAGGUGGAUGACGAAGAUAUGGGCGUUGCGGAAACGUACGCCGAUUACAUGCCGACAAAACUUAAACUAGGACGGAAACAUCCAGACCCCGUCGUAGAAACGGCAUCGUUAUCUAGCGUUGAACCAACAGAUGUCUGGUAUAAAGUUUCAAUACCGGAAGAAUCAAUACGAACCGGGGCUUUAUCGGCGUUACAGCUCGAAUCUAUAACGUACGCGUCCCAACAGCACGAGCACCUCUUGCCAGACGGUUCGCGUGCUGGUUUUCUCAUUGGUGACGGUGCAGGAGUUGGAAAAGGACGGACCAUAGCUGGUAUCAUAUUUGAAAAUUAUUUAAAAGGGAGGAAACGCGCUAUUUGGGUUUCUGUCUCGAAUGAUCUCAAAUACGAUGCAGAGCGUGACUUAAAUGACAUUGGCGCAUCGAAAAUUGAGGUGCACGCAUUGAACAAGUUCAAGUACGCGAAAAUUUCGUCGGCCGUGAAUGGAAAUGUAAAGAAAGGCGUGAUAUUCAGUACGUACUCUGCUUUAAUCGGAGAGUCCACGCAAAGUGGAGGCAAAUAUAAAAGUCGAUUGAAGCAACUCUUACAAUGGUGCGGUGAAGACUUCGAUGGUCUGAUUAUCUUCGACGAGUGCCAUCGCGCGAAGAAUUUGUGUCCUACGGGUAGCUCCAAACCAACUAAAACCGGUUUGACAGUUCUGGAACUACAGAACAAACUGCCCAAAGCCAGAGUAGUGUACGCCAGUGCCACGGGGGCAUCCGAGCCCCGGAACAUGGCGUACAUGGUUCGGCUGGGAAUGUGGGGCGAGGGAACCCCUUUCCCCGAGUUUACCGAUUUCAUUACCGCUGUCGAGAAACGAGGAGUCGGCGCAAUGGAGAUCGUGGCGAUGGACAUGAAAUUGCGCGGCAUGUACAUCGCCCGGCAGCUCAGUUUUCACGGUGUAGCUUUCAAAAUAGAAGAAGUACCGCUAUCCAAAGAAUUUACCGCAGUAUACGAUAGUUCAGUUCGAUUGUGGGUCGAGGCGCUGCAAAGGUUUCAAGAAGCGGCCGAACUGUUGGAUGCCGAGAAUCGCAUGAAAAAGACGAUGUGGGGCCAGUUUUGGUCGUCCCAUCAGCGAUUUUUCAAAUACCUGUGCAUCGCCGCUAAAGUGAAGCAUGCCGUCGCGGUUGCUCGCGAGGCUGUCAAGUGCGGAAAGUGCGUUGUGAUUGGUCUACAGUCCACCGGCGAGGCUCGCACGUUGGAGCAACUGGAACGCGACGACGGGGAACUCAGCGACUUUGUCUCCACCGCGAAAGGAGUGCUGCAAACGUUGGUCGAGAAACACUUUCCAGCGUCGGAUCGCAAUCACAUACACCGAGUUCUGGGUAUCGAGCCGUCGAAAAUGCAGAGGUUGGAGGACCUCGACGACAUGGACGGUGCAGGUGGAUCCGCGGGCGGUAGCAAGAGGAAACCGAUACGACAAGCAGCCCAGAGGGCUUCGAAGAGAGUCCGUACCUUUCCAUCGGACGACGAUUUUACCGACGACGAGAGGAACGGUGGUCGCAGUUCCGACUCUGAAUACAAACAAAGUGGCAGCGAGAGCGAGGACGAUCACAAAACUGACGUGGAGAGUAAUAUCACCUCCGAUUCUUCCUUUCAGUACACCGAGUCGGACUCUGAUUCGGGCGAUAGACGAAAGAAGAAAGGUAAAAAGCAAAAGAAACCGGUGAAGAAACGCGCAAGCUACGCAGGUGCCGCCAGUGGAAAUGCAGCAGCUCGUAGUCGAGCACCGUCGAGAGACGCUGUCGAGCGUGCCUACCUCAUGAAGAAAGAGUUGCUGUCGCAGAUAGAAGACCUAGGCGAACGACUACCACCCAAUACCUUAGAUCAACUUAUAGACGAGUUCGGUGGGCCAGAAAACGUCGCUGAGAUGACCGGUAGAAAAGGGCGAGUCGUCCAAACGGAAGACGGCACCAUUCAGUACGAAUCUAGAUCCGAAGUUGACGUUCCAUUGGAAACUCUUAAUUUGACGGAAAAACAAAGGUUUAUGGACGGUGAAAAGACGGUGGCCAUUAUCUCAGAGGCCGCUAGCAGCGGGAUAUCUUUGCAAAGUGACAGACGAGCAAGAAAUCAGAUGCGCCGGGUGCACAUCACGCUGGAGCUCCCGUGGAGCGCCGACAGAGCGAUACAACAAUUUGGACGUACGCAUCGUUCGAAUCAAGUGAACGCACCGGAGUACAUAUUCCUGAUCUCAGAUUUGGCGGGUGAGCGAAGAUUCGCUUCGAUCGUCGCUAAACGUCUGGAGAGUCUCGGCGCGCUCACACACGGAGACAGACGAGCUACGGAAACGAGGGAUCUCUCGCAAUUCAAUAUCGAUAACAAGUACGGACGUUCGGCCCUAGAAGCAACUAUGAGGACUAUAAUGAAGUACGAAGCACCGCUUGUGCCACCCCCUCAAGACUAUCACGGAGAUUUCUUCAAAGACGUGGCCGACGCGCUGGUGGGCGUCGGUUUAAUAUGCAACAGCGAAAGCACGCCCGGCGUACUCACGCUGGACAAAGACUACAACAACAUGUCGAAAUUCUUGAACCGUAUUCUUGGCAUGCCGGUCGAUUUGCAGAAUCGCCUGUUCAAGUACUUCACCGACACCUUGAACGCGAUCGUCACGCAGGCGAAGAAGACCGGCCGGUUCGAUAUGGGUAUACUCGAUCUGGGCACUUCGGGAGAGAACGUGCGGAGAGUGAAAUUGUAUCGUUUUCUGCGGAAACACGCCACUGGUAAGGCGCCAACGGAGCUCCACGUUGUUCACGUCGAGCGCGGGAUGAAUUGGUCCGAAGCAUUGGACAAGUGUUCCGAAUUGACGGGAUCGAAAGAAGGAUUUUAUUUGAGCCAUCAGAUCCGUAAUGGAAAGCAAACGGCGAUCCUUGCGGUUGCCGUGGAUACUGGCAAGAAGAAGUCCGAGAGCAAAAAAGAUCAGUUGUACAUGGUUUACAGGCCCAACACAGGAUUACAAUUAAGGCAAGAGACUCUAGGAGAAUUAGAGAAGAAAUAUAAGAAAGUAUCUUCGGACGAAGCGGAACCCCAUUGGUCGCAGCAAUACGAUGCUUCCGUAGAUACGUGUUCGCACGCUUAUUGGCGUGGUAAUUGUAAAAAUGCAACGCUUGGCAUGGACUGCGAGGUCGGACUCCGAAGGCGUUCCUAUAAUGUCCUUUCCGGUUCCGUAUUGAGCGUAUGGAGUCGAGUAGAAAGCAUUCUAGCAACGCGUUCCGGUCACAACUCUAAGAUGCAAGUUGUACGCUUACGAACUGACGAAGGUUUGAAAAUUGUCGGUACCCUAAUUCCAAAGUCCUGUAUGGAGAUACUGCGGCAAGAACUUUCAUCCGAUUCGGAGAACACCGAAGACCUCUCAUUUUGAACAUUUCGUUCCUUCGCUUUACAGGGACGUAAGAGCAGGACCAAUGGAAGCGACACUACAGUGAUUCGUGGACAAAUCCCUCUUCCUGAGCUUUGCGACAGAAUUCGACGAAGAAGGGGGUGCACCUGCAAAUAUAUGCCGAAGACACGGAUACGUGCGUGUUAUAACUGCCAGGAGGUAUAAAGGUUGAUUCCGAAGUGAAUCCGAAUCGCCUGCGUUGUUCGACUGUCUUCGUAUGGCGAGUGAGACGGAAACGCGCGGCACAAACAAUUCCAAUUUUGCGAUCCUAAGAACACAUUGAAAUAUCCGAGCUUGUCUCUUCGUUAGACUCUCGCGUUGUUAUUUUAUAAGUUUUAACAAAGCCUAUUGCUCACCUGUUGCAUCUCGAUACACGAACGUCAUUACGUAGAACCUUCUUUCUCCAUUUCUUUUUGUUUUUAAUUCGUGAACUACGCCCGUGUUACGUCGGGAAUGUAACACGCGCGUUCUCUAAUCCCCCCCCAUUUCAUUUUUUACACACACCAAAACAGAGAAUAUAUCGGAAUCUAUUAUAUAUUUUUGUUCCGUCUUGUAAAGUUUACGAUUGUAAAUGAAAUUCGUCGACAUUUACAAAAAAAAAAAAAAAAUGCAUGACUCUGCGAAACGUAUUUGCUGCGUAUAGAAAGAGGUGAGGUUAGGUUCCUCUCGAAUAGCUUUAUUUUGCGCGUCGGCCAAUUACAAAGUGAUCACGAGGAAAGAAAAGCGAGAUUCUUAUUGGGAAGUGUGAAGAUAAAAUUCAAUUAGCGAUCGUGCUAACCACAUCCUGGAAGCGUGACAUCCAGUGAGAAUCGAUUGUAGAAAAAAAAAAAAAAGAUAUCUUAGCUAUAGGGGUGGGACUCGCUUAUUCGUGUAUUGUGAUUGAUUUAGCGAAGAAAAGUAAGGGUAACCCGGAUAAAAAUGAAGUACGUAGUAUUAGCACUGUACGAAAGCAGUGAAGGAAGAGACGAUCAAUUCUCGCUGGAAAGUACAGAAUGUAUACGCAAAACUGUUCAACUUUUGUUUGAUCGUUGAAUUGAUCGGAUAGUUAAUUACGAUCGUCGCUACUGCUACCAUUAAUAUUAUUACACUACUGCUACUACUAUUAGUACUAGUGCUCCCACUGCAAAACUACUAUUACUAUUAUGACCGGGGUGGGGAGACGAGGUAAUAAACGAUCCUUUUGUUACACAUCGAACCUUGCAUUGAAACCAAACGUUUGUUUACAAAUCAAGUGCCAAUGUAGACGUAACAUAUUCUCCAAAUAUCGUUGAUCGAAGAUUAAAGUUCGAUGAAAUUUUCUUUCGUCCUUUCGUUGGAGACCACGAUAUAAUUUGAAAUAUUUGUUGCACGUUAAUCUGUACCGAUAAACUCAAAGAGAAGAAAAAUUGGUCGCGACCUUGUCUCCCAAUAUUCUCCAUUUAUAAGUAGUCAGCAUUAAAGGAAAAAGUUAGAUUCGAACGGUACGUACGGCAGUAUAUUUAUAUUCAGAAUCAUAAACUAGUUAUGCGGUUCGCAUGUAUAUUGAGUAGAUGUCUGUUGUUUGUUUGUACGCCUGGGCGAGUUUCGAUAGAGUGCUAAGUGGGAUGGAUCUCGCAGUCUUAUUAUCAAUGACAGAAAACAAUAAUGAAAGAGGAGAAUUGAAAUUAGAGAGUAGAGUAAUCCUGGAGGAAUCGAUAGGAUCAGUUUCCGAGUAGAAUUCUCCAUCGUAACGAGAGACACGCGGACGAAAAUGCUCCCGUGUUUCGAGAACGCCGCGGAAAUGGAAUCGUGAUUGUGAAUAUUUUUCAGUCUUCGCAAACUGUUCUCACUACAAAGAAUCGUUUUGAUGUAGCACACAGAAAAACCACUGCGUUUCUACGGAUACACUACAUAUUGCAUUUAUAAACAAAAAGAGAAAAAAAAAACAAAGCGAAAGAAAAACAGAUUAAAAACGGUGUAGCAUACAAUAUUUACGUAGCGUAAAUAAGAAUAUGUAUUUGUAUCGUAUCGUAUGUCUUUAUAUUUGUUUGUGAUAUUGGAUACAACACAGAGCAACCGACAAAUUAUUUAUUAUUAAUGUUAAUUACAGAGAGAUCAUACGUUGUUUUAUUUUUCAUCAUUUUAACAGAAUCGAUUAUCGAGAACGAAAUUCGUCAAACGAAUUUGCACAGCUGUUCACUCUCGUCGCGAAUGUGGCGAUUCUUGAGGGGGGGAAAAAAAAGAAAAAUAAUACAGUUAACGAAAUUAAAUAUAGAAACGGAUUUGUGAUUAGAAUGGAAGGUUUCAAACUGUAAAUAUUAUAUAUUGAAAAAUAUAAAGCAGUUAUAGGUCA
This is a messenger RNA of Hylaeus volcanicus, 7725 nucleotides long. RefSeq names its product protein strawberry notch (gene sno). Gene Ontology annotation, molecular function: histone binding; chromatin DNA binding. Gene Ontology annotation, biological process: regulation of DNA-templated transcription. Gene Ontology annotation, cellular component: nucleus. Bases 1410 to 5396 code for a protein of 1328 amino acids. NCBI's taxonomy places the organism in Eukaryota, Metazoa, Arthropoda, Insecta, Hymenoptera, Colletidae. The record is from RefSeq and is a predicted model, not a curated record. The transcript has 17 exons.